AUGAGCACGUUCUUCGAUGAAAUGAAAACUUCUUUUGAAGCUGUCCCUGUGGACAGCGAAAACAAGAUAUCGACAUCUGAAUUCCUGGAUGCCUCAGAGUCUCUCGUCAAGCUAUUUGAUCUCUUGGGCAACUCAGCCUUCACUGUGGUUCAGAAAGAUCUUACGGGGAACAUCACAAAAAUUCGCAAGAGACUAACCGCUGCCCCUGCCGAGUCUAUCACCCUACAGGAUUUGGUCACCAACGAACGCGGUUCAGGACACAAGUCUGCGUCAGAGGGCCUCUUGUGGCUGAACAGAGGUUUGCAAUUCACUGCGCAAGCCAUGCGUGAAACCGUGGAGAACCCAAGCCUGGAGUUGUCAAAGACUUUCACUGACGCUUACAACAAAACUUUAACGAAGCACCACGGUAUGCUGAUCAGACCGGUAUUCAAGCUGGCAAUGAAAGCCUGUCCUUACAGAAAAGACUUUUUCGCAAAGCUGGGGGCAGACCAGACGAAGGUGAACGCGCAAUUGAAGGCCUGGCUUGAGGCGCUCGAGAAGAUCGUCGCCAUUUUGCUCGAUUUCCUCGGCGUUGCUUGCAAGGACUUGUAA
Molecule: messenger RNA, 591 nt
Organism: Lachancea thermotolerans CBS 6340
Lineage: Eukaryota; Fungi; Ascomycota; Saccharomycetes; Saccharomycetales; Saccharomycetaceae
Product: GLTP domain-containing protein
Exons: 1
Coding region: 1-591 (196 amino acids)
Biological process (GO): intermembrane lipid transfer; ceramide transport
Cellular component (GO): membrane; cytoplasm; cytosol
Molecular function (GO): ceramide 1-phosphate binding; ceramide 1-phosphate transfer activity
Source: RefSeq, a predicted model, not a curated record